Molecule: messenger RNA, 502 nt
Organism: Lucilia cuprina (Australian sheep blowfly)
Lineage: Eukaryota; Metazoa; Arthropoda; Insecta; Diptera; Calliphoridae
Product: cuticle protein 8-like
Exons: 2
Coding region: 78-455 (125 amino acids)
Source: RefSeq, a predicted model, not a curated record
AAAAACGGUAGCACAACACAACAGCAACAUUCAGUUUUAUUCAGAAACAGAAACAAGAAAAUCAACUUAACAACAAAAUGGCCAAAUUCAUCAUUGUUUUGUGCGCUUUCAUUGCCUGUGCUGCCGCUAAACCCGGUGUUGUAGCUCCUUUGGCUUACACUGCUCCCGUUGCCGCUCCUUUGGCUUAUACUGCUCCCGUUGCUGCUCCUUUGGCCUAUACUGCCCCCGUUGCUGCUGCUUACGCCGCCACCCCUGUUGCUUAUGCUAAUGCUCAUUUGGAUGCCGCUUAUGCCAGCAGCCGUGUUGACAUCAAGCAAAACUACAAUGCUGCUGUAGUUCCAGCCACCUAUGCUGCCGCCGCUGCUGUUCCAGUUGCCACUCCUUUCGCUGCUCCCGUAGCCCCCGUUGCUCCUGUCGCUCCUCUUAAAUACACUGCUGCCCCUGUUUUGUUGUAAAUUUUUGUCUUUUUCGAGUUUUUUGUAAAUAAAAUGAAUAGUUUUAA